Messenger RNA from Ascochyta rabiei, 4284 nucleotides. RefSeq lists its product as uncharacterized. Gene Ontology annotation, cellular component: catalytic step 2 spliceosome. The transcript has 3 exons. The coding region runs from base 1 to 4284 and encodes 1427 amino acids. The record is from RefSeq and is a predicted model, not a curated record. NCBI's taxonomy places the organism in Eukaryota, Fungi, Ascomycota, Dothideomycetes, Pleosporales, Didymellaceae. Gene Ontology annotation, molecular function: mRNA binding; helicase activity. Gene Ontology annotation, biological process: mRNA splicing, via spliceosome.
AUGGACGACACACAGGGAGCCAUGGCGCACGCCCGUCCGACCGUCGCCGACCUGCACGGCGAGAGCCACUUUGCGCAGGUGGCGCGCACCAACUGGCUCGCCGCGAAGAAGGCGCCCCGAGUGCGCCCAGACGUGGUCAAGAAGGAGCUGUGGGACGAGCUCGAGAAGGCCGGCUUUGCCUACUCGUCGCUGCUCGUGCUGGAGAACCUGCAGCUGCUGGAGCGGUACCUGUGGCCUGGCUUCACCGAGGAGGCCUCCAACCACCACCAUCUGCUGCUGGCGCUGAUGGUCAACGUCAAGCGCAGGGAGAACCUGCCCUCGUGGGUCCACUUCACAAGCAGGCCCGCCGACUUCUCCUCCUUCUUCCGUCGCAUCCUGUCCAUGACCGUCGACCCCUCGCAGCCCACGAAGCUCCGCACCCAGCUGCUCUCCUUGGUCAUCGCCGCCUUCCAAUCACUCGACAGUGGUCUCGUGCGCAAAGAAUGCGCGCCUCUGGUCGGCAUAUCCAUCUGGCACAAUCUGCACUCGGAUGCUGCGCGUGAGCUGCACUUUGAGGAACACCAGAUGCUGCGCAAGGCGUGGCGGGCGUCGUCCAAGCGCUUCGACGCUGCAGACGAAGCGCUGCAGGCCAGGCUGCGCUUCGAGCGCUCGUGGUUGUAUACCCUUGUGCUGGACUUCUUGGACCGCCUGUACAACAGCAACACAAAGCAAGAGAUGGGCGACAACCUGCCCUAUUGUGAGCGCUUCAUGGAGCUUCUCACCGAUCUGCAAAGCCAGCUGCCAACACGGAGAUACGUAAACACGCUGUUGCAGAACCUGAACCUGCUCCCAGCAAUCCGUCUCUCGCCCAUGUACGCCGAUGAGGACAAUGGCUUGUUCCGUGACCUCUACACCUUGCUCGCUCACUUCACCUUCUUCGCGAUCGAGGACCAGACAGGCAAGCAGCUGUCCAAGCUGGAGUACGACCAGCAACACUACGGCACCCUCGCAAAGCUACAACGGGUAGGCUACGCUGUCUUUCAAGAAAAGCUACAGUUGAUGGCCCUUGCCAACUUUGGCAGCAUUGGAAACCGAGAAGAGCUGGACGGCCACCUGCGCACGUUGAACGACGAUGAGCUGAAGCAGCUUUGCUCUCUGAUGGGGCUGCGGACGGAGUACCCAAGCACAACCUCUCUGGUACGGGACCGGACUUUUUACAUGGAGACCCUCGUCUCGCUAGUCGAGCAGAGGCCCACCUUCAAGGACGACGUACGCGAUAUGCCCGUGUUUCCCACGGAAAAGAUCUUGUACGAGACCACCUUCCUUCGCAACGAGUCUUACAACGGCGAGAGGCCUCUGGCGAUACCCAAGUUAAAUCUGCAGUACCUGACCAUGGGUGACUUUUUGUGGAGGUCGUACGUUCUGUACCGCGCUGAAUCGUUCUACGGUAUCCGAAAAGAUAUGGAGGACGUAAUCAAGCGCGUACAGCCAAGAGGAAAGGGCGUCAGCACAAAGUUUGGAGGCUUUUCCAGGAUGUCUAUACCCAUCAACGCGCCGGGUAUCGUAGAUGUUGCUCCCUCCAAGGUCGGUGAAGAACACCCCGCCUAUGUGAGGGCAGAGAUCGUUCUGGAUGUCAGUCGCUUGCAGGUCCCUGUCCGUAGGGAGUGGGAGUCUUUGAGGCCGGAUGACGUGGUCUUCCUCCUCACUGUGGAAGGCAAAGACGACGCACCCAUGCGCAACGGUCACAAUGGCGCGAGUACAAGCGAACAGGUUGGUCUUUCUAGGUUGAGGUGCGCCCAGGUCGUCCAAGUGCUGGACGACAACGGGAGACCUUUGCGGGACCAGACAAAGAACGGCGAUUAUGCGCCUCGAGCACGAUCACGACGACUCGUUAUUCACAUCGACGCGAAGCAAUAUCAAAUCGACAUGGAUCACGUUGCCCAAGGCAGACCUAACAUCUACGAGAACAUCAACAUGAUCGCCCGUCGCAGGGGGCGAGAAAACAACUUCCUCCCCAUCCUCGACUCCAUCAAACGCCUCACCUUGUCCGAUAUUCCGGCGCCAUCGUGGUUGCAGGAAGUCUUCCUAGGCUACGGCGACCCUUCCUCUGCGACCUACACACGCCUGCCCAAUCGUUUACAGUCGAUCGACUUCCGCGACACUUUCUUGGACUGGCAACACCUGGUCGAAUCCCUGCCAGGAAAGACAAUAGAGCCUGCAGAAGAUGCACAAGGAGCCUUUGGGCCCCCGUACGUAGUCCAAUACCCUGCAGUCACUGAGCCAGAAGCUGCUCCCGCUAGGCCGUCCAAGAAGAGGCGUCGCGAUCAGGUCGAGGUUGCGCAGCCCGCGCAUGAAUCGCUGCAUGUCGCUACGUACAAGCCUCCGAACAUGGGUCCAUACCCUGCAGAUGUUAUCAAGCAGAACGCGGUCAGAUUCACCCCUGCACAGGUCGAGGCCAUCACUUCUGGCACGCAGCCUGGUCUGACGGUCGUGCUCGGCCCACCAGGUACCGGAAAGACGGACGUUGCGACCCAGAUCAUAUCCAAUAUAUACCACAACUUCCCGGACCAACGGACGUUGCUCAUUGCGCACAGCAAUCAGGCGCUAAACCAACUUUUCCAGAAGAUCGUCGCGCUCGAUAUCGACGAACGACACCUUCUACGUCUCGGUCACGGAGAGGAAGACCUCGAUACAGAAGCAAGCUACAGCAAGCAUGGCAGAGUAGAGUCAUUCUUGGAGAGAGGCACCUACUACCUGUCAGAAGUUGAUCGACUUGCGAAGAACUUCGGUGCGCCAGGUGCCCAUGGCAGCUCCUGUGAGACCGCAGACUACUUCAACUUGGUAUAUGUUAAGCCGGCUUGGACGCAAUACUGGGACACCGUUACCUCGGAGGAGGCCAGCGUUGAACAGAUAGUCGCCGAGUUCCCACUCAAGGACUACUUUUCAAAUGCGCCGCAGCCCUUGUUUCCACCUGAAGCGGACCGUGAGCAAGUGCUUGACAUCGUUCAAGGUUGCUACCGCCAUGUUGAGAAAAUCUUCACCGAACUCGAGGACAUCCGUCCCUUCGAGAUCCUGCGGAAUCCGCGCGACAAGGCGAACUACCUCCUUAUAAAGGAGGCCCGCAUCAUCGCCAUGACCUCAACACACGCAGCGAUGCGCAGACAAGAGAUCGCCUCUUUAGGCUUCCACUACGACAACGUAAUCAUGGAAGAAGCCGCUCAGAUCACUGAGAUUGAGAACUUCAUCCCCCUCGCCCUCCAAAACCCCCGCAAUGGCGAACUCCCCCUCCAGCGCAUCGUCCUCUGCGGUGAUCAUCUCCAGAACUCGCCCAUCAUCCAGAACCUCGCCUUCAGACAAUACGCAAACCUCGAACAAUCCCUCUUCCAGCGCCUUGUCCGUCUUGGAGUGCCUACCAUAAUGCUCGAUCAACAAGGUCGCGCCCGCCCUUCGAUUGCAGAACUGUACAAGUGGCGAUACCCCGCGCUCACGAACCUCCCUGCUGUGCUCUCGGCGCCGGACUUCCAGGUUGCCAACGCAGGCUUCAAACACGAGUACCAGUUCAUAAACGUGCCCGACUACAAGGGGCGCGGCGAAGCCGAGCCGACACCACACUGGAUUGUCAACCUGGGUGAAGCUGAGUAUGCGGUCGCGCUGUUCAUGUACAUGCGGUUGCUCAACUACCCGGCACACAAGAUAUCGAUCUUGACUACCUACGCUGGUCAGCGGGGGCUCAUCAACGAUAUCUUGAACGCAAAAUGUAGGGAUCAUCCAUUCUUUGGCAGACCGAAGAUGGUAGCCACUGUGGACAAGUACCAGGGCGAGCAAAACGACUACAUCAUCCUCUCCCUCGUCCGCACGAAAUCCAUCGGCUAUUUGCGCGACAUCCGCCGCCUGACCGUCGCGCUGUCUCGCGCCCGUCUGGGUCUGUACAUCCUCGGCCGCCGCUCCGUCUUCGAGUCCGUCUUCGAGCUCAAACCCGCCUUCGACGUCCUCUUCACCAAGCCCGACGAGCUCGCUCUCGUGACGGGCGAAAUGCACGGCGAGACACAGCGCCCCGUGCACGUCGAGGGGGCUGUGGACGGCGAGGCUAUCAUGACGGGGUACGAGCAUUUGGAGGAGUAUGUCCGGGGGAUCACGGGCGCGAAGAUCGAGGCGCUCAAGGCGGGCGGUGGGCAGUUGCCGACCCGCGAGGUCAGGAUGCUAGAUGGUGGCGAUGAAGACGUGGAUCGCGAAGAGAUGGUGCUUGUUCCCGAGGAGCAAGUCGACCACUUUGCAGGCGACGACGAUGAUGAGGAAGCGGUGUAG